AGCUAUCGAUAUAUCGAUACGACAACACAUGUUGCCGGCGGUCAUUAUUCAACACUGUCCUUUGUUGUUUUCUGAAAAAAAGUUAAACAUGUUAAAACUGGGUAAAUUUAUAGCGCGAAAUGCCACAGUGGUUAGCUUAGUGGGAAGACAGCAGCUGGGCGCUACCAGCCGUUUCUAUUCUGCUUCCCCAGAAUCUGUCGACUCGGAUUUGCCCAUCGACAUAACGAAUCCUUAUGAAAAGGACCCUCAAAGGUGUAUCCUGUGCAAGCACAGCAUCGAACCGCAUUAUAAAAACGUGAAGCUGCUUUCCCAAUUCCAAUCGCCUUAUACGGGUCGCAUUUACGGACGGCACAUCACCGGAUUAUGCAAGCGUCGGCAAGAGCAAGUGGAACAGGCCAUCCUGCGGGCACAACAAUGUCUCUUGAUGCCAGGAUACCACAAGGACCUCGACUUCCUGCAGGACCCCAAGCUCUUCGAUCCCGAACGCCCAGUACGCCCGCACAAGUACUAGUUUGUCCUUAAGUUUAAUUUGCCGCUUUGUUGCAAGGGAAAUACAGUUUCUCAAUGUUAAAUUAUAUGAAAAAUUACGUUUAUGUAAACUUAA
Messenger RNA from Drosophila ficusphila, 604 nucleotides. It is a transcript of the gene mRpS18C, whose product is annotated as 28S ribosomal protein S18c, mitochondrial. Bases 29 to 511 code for a protein of 160 amino acids. The transcript is spliced from 2 exons. NCBI's taxonomy places the organism in Eukaryota, Metazoa, Arthropoda, Insecta, Diptera, Drosophilidae. The record is from RefSeq and is a predicted model, not a curated record. Gene Ontology annotation, biological process: mitochondrial translation. Gene Ontology annotation, cellular component: mitochondrial small ribosomal subunit; ribosome. Gene Ontology annotation, molecular function: small ribosomal subunit rRNA binding; structural constituent of ribosome.